UUCUUCAGAAACAGCUCGUCAACAUCCUCGGUAGCUUGAUAGCCAACAUAGCCGAAAGAUUCAAGCUAUUUAUACGCUUUCGGUGUAUAUCAGCUACUGUGUUUGAGACACAGUUCUGUCGUAUCUACUUGUUAACCUAUUUAAUUUAAUAUCGACGUUAUAUUAUUUUGUAUUAGUCAGCUAUAGUAUCUGGCUGGUUAAGUUAGCCUAGUCGCUAAUGAUAUCUAGCUAGCUAACAUCCCCGAACAUGAGCUCCCUAAACAUCUCCCCUCCUGUUAAAGAAGAGGAGGUCUGCUGGACGGAGAAAGAAGCUCUGGGGCUGAACAUUGUCGUGAAAGAGGAGAAGGAAGAAGAGGAUGUCACAGUAAAACAAGAAGUAGAGGGUGAGGCUGUUACGGUGAAAAAAGAAGAGAAAGACGUUACAGUGAAAGAAGAGGAAGAGAAAGAAGAGGAUGUAGUUUUUGGAGUGAAGAUGGAAGGAGAGAUUACUGUCACAUUGAAAGAUGAAGAGGUGGAGAUAGGAGAUCUGAUUAACACCAGAGAGAAACGGGACUACCGUGGGUCAUCUGGGAAUCCUCAACAACCUCAUGAUGCUGACGAGGCAGAGAAGAGUCUCUACAGAUCAGAACACGUCAAGAAACACCAGCGGAGAUCCACAGGGAAGGGAACUCACUGCUGCUCUGACUGUGGGAAGAGAUUCACCUCAUCAGGCAUUAAAAUUCAUCAGAGAAUCCACACAGGAGAGAAAUCUUCCGGCUGUGAUCAAUGUGGGAAGAGUUUUGUUCAAUACAGCCAUCUGAAGAUACACCAGAGAACACACACAGGAGAGAAAUCUUAUUGCUGUACUCAAUGUGGUAAGAGUUUUAGUCAUUCAACCAGCCUGAUACCACACCAGAGAACACACACAGGAGAUAAUCCUUAUAGCUGUGAUCAAUGUGGGAAGAGUUUUACUCAGCUAAGCAUCCUGAUAUCGCACCAGAGAACACACACAGGUGAGAAAUCUUAUAGCUGUGAUGAAUGUGGGAAGAUUUUUACUACAUCUAGAAAUCUGACUCUACACCAGAGCAUACACACAAGAGAGAAAUCUUUUAGCUGUACUCAAUGUGGGAAGAGUUUUGUUCAAUAUAGCCAUCUGAAGAUACACCAGAGAACACACACAGGUGAGAAACCUUUUAGCUGUACUGAAUGUGGGAAGAGUUUUAGUCAUUCAACCAGCCUGAUAUCACACCAGAGAACACACACAGGAGAAAAACCUUAUAGCUGUGAUCAAUGUGGGAAGAGAUUUACUCAGCUAAGCAUCCUGAUAUCACACCAGAGAACACACACAGGCGAGAGACCUUAUAGCUGUUCUCAAUGUGGGAAGAGUUUUACUCAGCUGAGCAACCUGAUUUCACACCAGAGAACACACACAGGAGAGAAACCAUUUAGCUGUGAUGAAUGUGGGAAGAUUUUUACUACAUAUAGAAAUCUGACUCGACACCAGAGAAUACACACAGGAGAGAAACCUUUUAGCUGUACUCACUGUGGGAAGAGUUUUACUCAGCAAAGCAACCUGAUAUCACACCAGAGAACACACACAGGAGAGAAACCCUAUAGCUGUGAUCAAUGUGGGAAGAGUUUUACUCAGCUAAGCAACCUGAUAUCACACCAGAGAACACACACAGGAGAGAAACCCUAUAGCUGUGGUCAAUGUGGGAAGAGUUUUGCUACAUCUGGGCAGCUGACUAUACACCAGAGAACACACACAGGAGAGACAUCCUGUAGCUGAAAUCCAUGUGGGAAGAGUUUUACUCAGUCCAACAGCCUGGUACAACACCAGAGAACACACACAGGAGAAACCUCUUAGCUUUGACCAGAGAUAAUCUGAUUAAAGAUCUCAGAUCAAAUAUCAGAAUGUACAUACAGGAAGGAGUUGUUUCAUGAUAUCAUUGAAUUACUGUCAAUGUUUUAACAUUGUACUAGGAGUAUUUUAAUCAUGUCACAAUGUACAAGCCUAAAUGUUUGCCCCCUUAUCAAUUGAUAUCAACAUGAUAUGGAUAUUAGCGUUCGGGGGAAAAAUCCAGGCUCUGAAUUGAAAGUUGUGUUGAGUUGUGUUACACUUACCAUGUUGGUGACCCACUGCAGUUUUAUAAGGAGCUUGUUUAAAAAAUACAAAUAACAUAAUUAUUGUGGCAGAUGUUGGUGUAUAUAGCACAUGUUAUGUUUAGGUUUUCAAUUUAUCCCAAACUGUUUAUGCGAAUUGGUUAUUGAUUUGGACACGUUAACACUGUUUUGACAUUGGGCUUUUCCACCGAGCAAAAUGUCAUUGAAAAGAAGACUAUGUCCGACGUCCAAUAUACGUUCGGUUGAAAAUAUGUAUUUUGGGGUAAUUUUUCCAAUGACUUGAAAAUAACUUAAUUUCAACUUACUUGCAGGUAUCCUAGUGGUUAGAGCGUUGGGCCGUCAUUGUAAGCCAGAAUUUGUUCUUAACUGACUUAUUUACAAUGACGGCCUACCAGGGAGCAGUGGGUUAACUGCCUUGUUUGGGUGCAGAAUGACAGAUUUUUACCUUGUCAGCUCGGGAUCCAGUCCAGCAACCUUUCGGUUCCUGUUAAGUGAAGGUUAAAAUAAAUAAAUACACAUGGACACAGUAUAAUAAAUUGGUCUAUAAUCAAUUUUAUUAACCAUCAUUCAUCACUCCAGUAUUUCUUGACAACAUUCAAUUGCUAAUUGUCUUUAUUCCACUACUGAAGACGCAUGUCUCAAAUCACCUCAUAUUUCAAACAUUCAGCCUGACAAAAUAUACAUGUUUUAUUAUUCAAUGCCUGACAAUUAAGUGAAUUAUUGCUAAGACAUAUUAACAAAGGGGUGUACAUUUGAUCACAAUUUAUUGUGACUGCACGUUUUUCUGUAUUGGAGAUGGGUUUUGUUUGGACUCGUUCCAAGUGGACUAGAAGCUAGUGAG
Molecule: messenger RNA, 2944 nt
Organism: Oncorhynchus masou masou (cherry salmon)
Lineage: Eukaryota; Metazoa; Chordata; Actinopteri; Salmoniformes; Salmonidae
Product: gastrula zinc finger protein XlCGF57.1-like
Exons: 2
Coding region: 248-1768 (506 amino acids)
Biological process (GO): regulation of transcription by RNA polymerase II
Molecular function (GO): RNA polymerase II cis-regulatory region sequence-specific DNA binding; DNA-binding transcription factor activity, RNA polymerase II-specific
Source: RefSeq, a predicted model, not a curated record